Messenger RNA from Pelecanus crispus (Dalmatian pelican), 2040 nucleotides. The record is from RefSeq and is a predicted model, not a curated record. Lineage: Eukaryota; Metazoa; Chordata; Aves; Pelecaniformes; Pelecanidae.
AGGAAUGUUUCGGAAAAAUGAAGAUUUGACUCCAUCACAGAGAUGCUUGGCUGUAAGACGCAUGCCAAGUCUACUGGAGUAUUUAAGUUACAACUGUAAUUUCAUGGGUAUCCUGGCAGGCCCGUUAUGCUCUUACAAAGACUAUAUUACUUUCAUUGAAGGCAGAUCAUACCAACUGCAACAGUCUGAAGCAAAUGGGAAGGAAGAUACAAAAUAUGAACAAACGGAUCCUUCUCCAAAUAUAGCUGUGGCACAGAAACUCUUAAUCUGUGGACUGUCCUUACUCUUCCACAUGACUAUUACAAAAACUUUGCCUGUGGAAUACAACAUUGAUGAUAACUUCAGAGCUACAGCAUCAUGGCCUGUAAGGUUUUUCUACCUAUACGUGUCUCUUAUGGCUGCCAGACCCAAGUAUUAUUUUGCCUGGACUUUAGCAGAUGCAAUUAAUAAUGCAGCAGGGUUUGGUUUUAGAGGCUAUGAUAAAAAUGGAGUCACACAUUGGGAUCUAAUAUCAAAUCUGAGAAUCCAGCAAAUAGAGUUUUCCACAAGUUUCAAGAUGUUUCUUGAUAACUGGAAUAUCCAAACAGCUCUUUGGCUUAAAAGAGUGUGCUAUGAGCGAGCUACCUUCAGCCCAACGAUCCAAACCUUCAUCCUCUCUGCCAUUUGGCAUGGAGUUUACCCAGGAUAUUAUUUAACAUUUUUAACAGGAGUACUAAUGACACUAGCAGCACGAGCUAUAAGAAAAAAUAUCAGACACUAUUUUGUUGAAUCUCCUGCUGUUAAACUGUGUUAUGAUAUUGUAACAUGGAUGGCAACUCAAGUAGCAAUAAGUUACACAGUUGUGCCAUUUGUACUGCUCUCUGUAAAACCCUCUUUCACCUUUUACAGCUCCUGCUAUUUCUGUCUUCAUAUUGCCAGCAUCCUGGUGUUGUUGAUAUUUCCAUUGAAAAGAACUCAAAAAGGAAGUACAAAUCAUGAAAGCAUCCAGCCCGUGUGGUCCAAAAAACUAGAAGAAGAAAAUCUUUUGCAAAAGAACAAUUAUUCCACAACAAAUAACAGUUUCAGUCAGAAACAAGAAAUAACCUGCAGAUAUCAAGCAUUAAAACAGUGAUUGAGGAAAUACUAUGAUGAAUAUAUUUUGUAUGUUUUCAGAAACCCAUUUUUAGCACCUUUUAAAGGGGUUUGUAUUUGUUUGCAAAGAUGUUUAGUAAGAAAAGAAUGCAUUACCUAGGAAAAUCACAUACCAUAGUGAGACUGGAAACAAAACAAAUUAACCCCUCCCAUGCCAUGUCCCUGUGGGUCACGCCUUAUAUGAAGAUAUUACCAUUAUUUCAAUGGGCACUCAGGACUUGCAACGUAUGUCCAUAGGGUCAUAUGUGUGCCCUUUGCUGAAUGUACGUUGUGUAUCCCAAGGCACUGAUGGGGUGGAAUAAAAUUGUGUCAGUCUAGAUUAACAAAUGGAAAUGAAUUUUUCCAAAUGAAUGACUUGCCUUAAACCCUCUAUUUACUGAAAUAUUGUUUUUAAGUGGGUAUUUUCAAGUUUGAUUUUAUGUGGAAAGCAUAUUUCAAAUACACCAUAUGCUAUAAAGAAGAUAAAAAUAGGAAAUGCAAAGACAUUAGAAUGCUUUUGAAUCUUUAGAAGGGAAUUGCAAUAAGCAUCUCAGUAUUUGGAGGGUUUUCUUAAAGUUAUCUCAAACUAUUACAGUACAUUACAGAACUGUAAACAUUACUCAUGCCAAAUUAUAGUUAGGUUUCUUUGAUAAAGAGUAUAAUUACACAUAGCCCUUCUGAAUGGAUUAAAAAAACAAAACACGGGAAGGGUCACCUUUUCCAGGGCUUGAUAGCUCUACUCUAGGUUUCUUUUAUUUUAAAGUACCUAAAACCAAUAAAAAAACCCCACUGCCAAGUGGGCUUUGCAGCUAGAGAAGGAAAGGCAGCCAUAGGACACAGAAGACAAUGUGCAAGCACCAGGAUUUCAAUUAAAGUGUGUUUUUACUCUUAAGUACCAGAAAUACUUGUUCUAGAAUAGAACUGUUUUAC